Molecule: messenger RNA, 696 nt
Organism: Aspergillus homomorphus CBS 101889
Lineage: Eukaryota; Fungi; Ascomycota; Eurotiomycetes; Eurotiales; Aspergillaceae
Exons: 2
Coding region: 1-696 (231 amino acids)
Source: RefSeq, a predicted model, not a curated record
AUGAAACAGAAGCAGAAGUUUUUUAAACUGAAGAAGAAUCAGACGACAGGUCGAGGGAUCAACCGGGCAGGUACUCGAGAUGCUGCCAUCGCUGAUGAGUUGUGGGGUAGCGAUGGGUGCGACGACGAAGCGGGAGGCAUCACGGCCCAAACGACUGCCGUCUCGCCCCAGGAUGCUGAGCGAUAUCCCGCCGUUCUGCCCAAUCCAGGGCAGGUCCAACGGGAGGCCAUUGCAAGACAGGAGGCGAGAGACUCCUUUUUGAUCCUCCGCAUAGGAUGCAAGAGGCAUAGGACAGAGAAAUGGAAGAUUCCGAAGAAGGCAGCACUCCUGCGGCCGCUGCCCGGCCCAACCGGAAGGCCACAAGGGCGAGUGACGAUCACCUUUCCCGCUUACCAGCGAGGAGAAUGGAUGGUGACGGACGCGGACUCGGUGGACUCCGCACAUCCAGUGGAGGCGCAGGCGAUCGCCGAGCGGUAUGCCCCAAACCCAGAGCAGGAGGCCCGUUUCUAUGAUCGUCCACUACAGAAAGUUGCUGUGGACCGGUGUGUCCGCGCAGCAAUCGACGACGGAAGUUUCACGGUCCUCAUGGAUUUGGGAAGAGGCCUCGCAGUGACGCGGAAGCUGGUGGCCUCAGUGACACAAUUGCUCCAGAAUGUUGGAACCGCCGGGCCAGUCAUAGAAGAAGAGGAAUUGUAG